CCAGAUGAUACGUCAGUUUGUUUUGGUAUCGCUGUGUUUACUCUCCAUAAUUCCCCGUUUUCCCUGAUAAUAGGGAAAUUCGUAAAAAUUGUAUAUCUCAAAGUGUUCUGUAACACCUCAUCUUCACAGAGAAGUCAAAGAUCCUGAGUUCAAUGGAACCCAAUCCUGUGAAUGGAGGCAGCAAUGUGGCGUCUCCCUAUGGAGGGAGCAAUCCUCCAAAUGCCGCCACACCACCUCAAAUCCAGCCGCUGGUUAGUGCAGCGCCUUCAGCUCCAGCUGCAGCUGGAGGCGUCGUGACGGGAAUUCCACCGCCAGGAGCUGCGCUGGGAUUCUCCCCGAUGGUCUCACAGUUCAGUAUUCCACCCCCUGGAUUCACAAACUUCGCCCAAGAUCCCGCUUUGGCCGCCGCGGCGGGAAUUAUACCGUGCGAAUGGACAGCUCACAAGUCUCCGGACGGUCGGACUUACUAUUACAACAGCGUGACGAAGCAGAGCUCGUGGGAGAAGCCAGACGAGCUGAAGACACCCACUGAGAAGCUUCUCUCCACUUGCCCGUGGAAAGAGUACCAAUCAGACCAGGGAAAAGUGUAUUAUCACAAUGUGAACACGAAAGAGUCUCGCUGGGAAGCGCCUCCUGAGUAUUUGGAAGUUAAGAGCAAGAUAGCGAUUGAAGAGGCUGCAAAUGCGGCGAAAGCCGUUGCUGCGAUGACCUCUUCAGGAAUGCCUAAUUUGGUACUGCCCGUGGCUUCAGCAGCCAUAAUUCCGCCUCUCAUGGCCACAGCGACAGUGACUCAAGCUUCGGCUGUCGCUUCUCCGGCGAAUUCUCCGCUACCGGACUCAAACUCCAACGAGAACUCCUCUUCCGCUCUGGAUCAGGCGAUGGCAGCCACUCUGGCGGCGAUUGAAGUGCCAGAUAUGCCACCCAAGGAAGGCGAUGGAGACUCUGGAAAGACUUCAGACUCUGGUGAGCCGCCCAAGAUGGAGUUCAAGGACAAGAAAGAGGCCAUUGAGGCGUUUAAGGAGCUGCUAAAAGAGAAGAAUGUUCCGUCGAACGCGUCCUGGGAUCAAUGCGUGAAGAUCAUCUCGAGAGAUCCGCGCUACAUGUCGUUCAAGGGUCUAAAUGAGAAGAAGCAGGCUUUCAAUGCGUACAAAACACAGAAGAUGAAGGAUGAGAGAGAAGAGAAUCGCCUGAAGGCGAAGCAGGCGAAAGAGAAUCUGGAGAAAUUCCUCAUGACUUCUGAGAAGAUGUCGUCGUUAAUGAAGUACUACAAGUGCGAUGAGACUUUUGCCAAUCUGGAGGUGUGGAAGUGUGUUCCUGAACAGGACAGGCGGGAUAUUUACGAGGAUUGCGUAUUUAACCUGGCCAAGAGGGAGAAGGAAGAGGCCAGAGUGAUGAAAAAGCGGAAUAUGCGAGUUCUUGGCGAUUUGCUGCAAUCGAUGACUUCCAUAACAUACCAGACAACGUGGUCAGAGGCUCAAGUGCUGCUGCUGGAGAACACAGGCUUCAAGACGGACGUUCAUCUGCUGGGGAUGGACAAAGAGGACGCUCUAAUUGUCUUUGAGGAUCACAUCCGGAGUCUGGAGAAGGAAUACGAGGAGGAGAAGGAGCUGGAGAAGAAGCGAAUGCGUCGUUUGUCGCGAAAGAACAGAGACGCUUUCUUGGCUCUCUUGGACACGCUUCACGAGGAGGGAAAACUGACGUCAAUGUCGUUGAUGGUGGAACUGUAUCCCAUCAUUUCGUCUGAUCUCAGAUUCUCAGCCAUGCUGGGUCAGUCCGGAUCCACACCGCUCGAUCUCUUCAAGUUUUACGUGGAGGAUUUGAAGGCGCGCUUCCAUGAUGAGAAGAAGAUCAUCAAGGAAAUCCUGAAGGAGAAAGGCUUCCAAGUGCAGGCGGAUUCGACAUUCGAGGACUUUGCCACUGUAGUGUGCGAAGACAAGCGAUCAGCCACGCUGGAUGCAGGCAAUGUGAAGCUGACGUACAAUUCUCUGUUGGAGAAAGCUGAAGCUGCGGAGAAGGAGCGUCUGAAGGAGGAGAACAAGCGCAUCAAGAAGAUGGAGAAUGAGCUGAAAAGCGUGUGGCUGGAAGCUGGACUCACUGGCCAAGACUCGUGGGACAGUGCCAAGCAACUUGUGGCCGAUCUGGAAGUCUUUAAUGCUUAUGAUUCCGAGGAGAAGGUGGAGAAAGUGUGGCAGGACUUCAUAAAGGACUGCGAAGACAGUUGUACGCAUCAUCAUUCGCGCUCCAGGAAGUCAAAGAAGAGCAAGAAGUACAAGAAGCGGUCAAGAUCAUCCACCAAGUCGGAGUCUGAGGAGUCGGAAGUGGAGUAUGAGAAGGUGAAGAAGAAGAGACAGAAGUCUGUCUCUCAAUCCACUUCAUCGAGUAGCGAGAGUUCCGAGAGUGUGGAGAAGAAGAAGCGAAAGAAGAAAAAGCACAGAAAAGUCUCAGUUUCUCCUUACGUGUCACCCGAGAGACAUCAUCAGCCUUCGAUUACGCCACCUUUGAGUCCUGUGGAAGUUGUGAAGAAGAAGAAGAAGGACAAGAAGAGGCGCCGAAAGUCGCCGUCAGAGAGUCCAGAAAGCGAAAUUUCAGAUCGAGGAUCGGCUUCACCAUCGAAGAUUGACGAUCCUGGCCUCAGUGAGUCGGAACUGGAGUCUCAGAGGGCGGCUUUGUUGGCGCAACUCAAUGAAUCGGUGGAUGAUUAAGCAAUUGGCCAGCUUUGAUACUUUUCUCCAUAUAUUACAAUUAAAUUUCUGCCACUCAAUGUUUCCGUCGUGACUUGGAUGUGACCUUUGUCCAUCCGGGCU
This is a messenger RNA of Phlebotomus argentipes, 2804 nucleotides long. It is a transcript of the gene Prp40, whose product is annotated as pre-mRNA-processing factor 40 homolog A. Gene Ontology annotation, molecular function: protein binding; RNA binding. The transcript has 5 exons. The coding region runs from base 153 to 2702 and encodes 849 amino acids. The record is from RefSeq and is a predicted model, not a curated record. Gene Ontology annotation, cellular component: U1 snRNP; U2-type prespliceosome. Lineage: Eukaryota; Metazoa; Arthropoda; Insecta; Diptera; Psychodidae. Gene Ontology annotation, biological process: mRNA cis splicing, via spliceosome.